Paramisgurnus dabryanus is the source of this 8395-nucleotide messenger RNA. RefSeq names its product notch receptor 1a (gene notch1a). Gene Ontology annotation, biological process: multicellular organism development; Notch signaling pathway; axon guidance. Lineage: Eukaryota; Metazoa; Chordata; Actinopteri; Cypriniformes; Cobitidae. Gene Ontology annotation, molecular function: calcium ion binding; signaling receptor activity; protein binding. Gene Ontology annotation, cellular component: signaling receptor complex; plasma membrane; cell surface. The record is from RefSeq and is a predicted model, not a curated record.
CACACGCUCAAGCUCAGUAGUAGAAUCCUCGCGCAGAGUUCCCACGAGCCGCAAAGAGAAGAGACGCUCACAAGAGUGUUCGAGACUUAUUUAUUCAACCCGAAAGGAUAUUUAUUCGCACUUUAUUCACGUUUGUGGAGACUCUUACGGAUCUAUGAGAACUUUGGAAAGGAUUUUAAAGCAGUUGUAACGCCGAGGCGGAGUUAUGAACCGUUUCUUGGUGAAAUUAGCGCUACUGACUGCAGCAUCGCUCGCGACGGUGGCACAAGGUCAAAGAUGCUCGGAGUAUUGUCACAAUGGAGGCAUAUGUGAGCUCAAGUCCCAUGGGGAGGCAUCGUGCAGAUGUCCAGCCGAUUUUGUCGGACCCCAGUGUCAGUUCCCGAAUCCGUGCAGCCCGUCACCGUGUCGUAACGGAGGCGCGUGCCGCGCUCGGACACAGGGGAAUGACGUGGAGGUGACCUGCGACUGCGUCCUGGGCUUUAGCGGUCCUCUCUGUAUAACACCUGUCAAUCACGCAUGCAUGAGCUCUCCGUGUCGCAAUGGAGGUACAUGCUCCCUCCUCACCCUGGAGACCUUCACCUGUCGCUGCCCACCUGGAUGGUCUGGAAAAACGUGCCAACAGGCCGACCCGUGCGCGUCGAACCCGUGUGCCAACGGCGGGCAGUGUUCAGCAUUUGAUUCUCACUACAUCUGCACCUGCCCUCCAAACUUCCACGGACAGACGUGUCUGCAUGACGUGAACGAAUGCGCCCUCUCCCCGUCCCCCUGUCGGAACGGAGGAACCUGUAUAAACGUGGUGGGCUCGUACCAUUGCAGGUGCCCACCCGAGUAUGCGGGCACACAGUGUGAGCGCUUGUACCACCCGUGCCUCCCCACACCGUGCAGGAACGGAGGAACUUGCUUACAAACCAGUGAUGUCACGUACACCUGCACCUGUCUGCCAGGGUUUACUGGUCAAACCUGUGAACACAAUGUUGAUGACUGCACCCAACAUGCCUGUGAGAAUGGCGGCAAAUGCAUAGACGGGGUCAACACUUACAACUGCCACUGUGACAAACAUUGGACCGGUCAGUACUGUACGGCGGACGUCGAUGAGUGUGAACUCUCCCCUAACGCGUGUCAGAACGGAGGAACGUGCCAUAACACCAUCGGCGGGUUCAACUGCGUCUGCGUGAACGGCUGGACGGGAGACGACUGCAGCGAGAACAUCGAUGACUGCGCCAGCGCGGCGUGCUCUCACGGCGCCACCUGCCACGACAGAGUGGCGUCUUUCUUCUGCGAGUGCCCGCACGGACGCACAGGUCUGCUGUGUCACCUCGAUGAUGCGUGCAUUAGUAACCCGUGUCAGAAGGGCUCAAACUGCGAUACCAACCCUGUGAGCGGGAAGGCCAUCUGCACGUGUCCGCCCGGGUACACGGGGUCUGCUUGCAGCCAGGAUAUUGACGAAUGCUCGCUCGGGGCAAACCCGUGUGAGCAUGGCGGACGAUGUCUCAACACCAAAGGCUCGUUUCAAUGCAAGUGUCUGCAAGGUUACGAAGGUCCGCGGUGUGAAAUGGACGUUAAUGAGUGCAAGUCAAACCCAUGUCAGAAUGAUGCCACCUGCCUCGAUCAAAUUGGUGGAUUUCACUGCAUUUGCAUGCCAGGUUACGAGGGGGUGUUUUGUCAAAUAAACGCUGACGAUUGCGCAUCGCAGCCCUGUCUCAACAACGGGAAGUGUGUGGACAAGAUCAACUCGUUUCACUGCGAAUGCCCCAAAGGGUUCUCUGGGAAUCUGUGUCAGGUGGAUGUGGACGAGUGCGCCAGUACACCCUGUAAAAAUGGCGGCAAGUGCACGGACGGACCCAACAAAUACACCUGUGAAUGCACUACAGGUUUCGCUGGUGCUCACUGCGAGUUGGACAUCAACGAGUGCGCAUCGAGUCCUUGUCAUUACGGCGUGUGUCGAGACGGCGUGGCCGCUUUCACCUGCGACUGUCGCCCGGGAUACACCGGCCGAUUAUGCGAGAGCAAUAUCAAUGAGUGCCUGAGUCAGCCCUGCCGAAACGGAGGCACCUGCCAGGACAGAGAGAAUGCGUACACCUGUUCCUGCCCCAAGGGAACCAUGGGAAUUAACUGUGAGAUAAACAUCGACGACUGUAAGAGUAAACCAUGUGACUACGGCAAGUGCAUCGACAAGAUCAACGGCUACGAGUGUGUUUGUGAACCCGGAUACACAGGUUCGAUGUGUAACAUCAACAUCAAUGACUGCGCAGAAAACCCUUGUCACAACGGUGGCACCUGCAUCGAUGGCGUAAACACCUUUACCUGUCACUGUCCUGAGGGUUACCGCGAUGCCACCUGCCUCUCUCAACACAACGAAUGUUCCAGCAACCCCUGUAUUCACGGCAACUGCCAGGACCAGAUCAACAGCUACAAAUGCGUGUGCGAGGCCGGCUGGAUGGGCCGCAACUGUGACAUCAACAUCAACGAGUGUCUGUCGAACCCGUGCGUGAACGGAGGGACCUGUAAGGACAUGACCAGCGGAUACGUUUGCACCUGCAGAGCCGGAUUCAGCGGUCCUAACUGCCAGACUAACAUUAAUGAGUGUGCAUCCAACCCUUGCCUGAACCAAGGCUCCUGUAUCGACGACGUGGCCGGCUUCAAAUGUAACUGCUUACUGCCUUACACAGGUGAUGUUUGUGAGAGCGUUUUGGCCCCAUGCGCUUCACGGCCCUGUAAGAACGGAGGUGCGUGUCGCGAAUCGGAGGAUUUUCGGAGUUUCUCGUGUGCCUGCCCGGCAGGUUGGCAAGGUCAGACGUGUGAGGUGGACAUUAAUGAGUGCGUGAGGAACCCGUGCACAAACGGAGGGGUUUGCGAGAACCUACGUGGUGGAUUCCAGUGUCACUGUAACCCUGGAUUUACGGGAGAUCACUGUGAGACCGAUACCGAUGACUGUACACCAAAUCCCUGCAGUAACGGUGGUAUCUGUCAGGACCGUGUGAAUGGUUUCGUGUGUGUGUGUUUGGCUGGUUUUCGUGGCGAACGCUGCACAGAAGACAUAGAUGAGUGCGUGAGCGCCCCCUGUCGUAACGGAGGCAACUGCACCGACUGCGUCAACAGUUACACCUGCAGCUGCCCGGCAGGAUUCAACGGCAUCAACUGUGAGAUCAACACACCUGACUGCACUGAGAGCUCUUGUUUCAAUGGUGGAACUUGUGUGGACGGCAUCAAUUCGUUCUCCUGCAUCUGUCUGCCGGGAUUUACCGGGAAUUACUGCCAGCACGACGUGAACGAGUGCGACUCGCGUCCGUGCCAAAACGGAGGCACCUGUCAGGACGGAUACGGCACCUAUAAAUGCACCUGCCCGCACGGCUACACGGGACAAAACUGCCAGAGUCUGGUUCGCUGGUGUGACUCUGUCCCAUGUAAGAACGGGGGCUCGUGUUGGCAGCAGGGGGCAUCGUUCACCUGUCAGUGUGCCAGCGGUUGGACGGGCAUCUACUGUGACGUCCCAAGCGUGAGCUGUGAGGUUGCUGCCCAACAGCAAGGAGUAUCUGUGGCCAUUCUGUGCCGAAAUGCCGGUCAGUGUGUUGAUGUUGGGAACACGCACCUGUGCAGGUGUCAGGCUGGAUACACGGGUAGUUACUGUCAGGAGCAGGUGGAUGAAUGCAUGCCAAAUCCUUGCCAAAACGGAGCCACCUGCACCGAUUACCUGGGCGGAUACAGCUGUGAGUGUGUUCCAGGAUAUCACGGAGUGAACUGCAGUAAGGAGAUAAACGAGUGUUUGUCCAAUCCCUGCCAGAACGGAGGAACGUGCAUUGACCUUGUCAACACGUACAAAUGUUCCUGCCCACGAGGAACGCAAGGAGUUCACUGUGAGAUCGACGUGGAUGACUGUUCCCCAGCCGCCGAUCCGUUAACCGGUGAGCUGCGGUGCUUCAACGGAGGCCGCUGCGUGGACCGCGUGGGUGGUUACGGGUGUUUGUGUCCGGCCGGUUUCGUGGGCGAACGCUGUGAAGGCGACGUCAACGAAUGUCUGUCUGAUCCUUGUGACCCUAACGGAUCUUACAACUGCGUCCAGCUCAACAACGACUUUCGGUGCGAGUGCCGUACGGGAUACACGGGCAAACGCUGUGAAACUGUGUUUAAUGGUUGCAAGGACACACCGUGUAAAAACGGAGGCACAUGUGCUGUGGCCAGUAACACGAAACACGGAUACAUCUGCAAGUGUCAGCCGGGCUACUCCGGUUCCUCCUGCGAAUACGAUGCGCAGGCCUGCGGCACUUUGCGAUGUCGCAACGGUGCCACGUGUGUGUCCGGGCACCUGAGCCCCCGCUGUCUCUGUCCGCCAGGCUUCAGCGGGCACGAGUGCCAGAUGCGAAUGGACUCGCCGUGCCUGACCAACCCCUGCUACAACGGGGGCACGUGCCAGGCGUUAAACGACGCUCCAUUUUUCCGCUGUUCUUGUCCGUCCAACUUCAACGGGCUGCUUUGCCACAUCCUCGACUAUUCCUUCAAAGGAGGUCAGGGGAGGGACAUAGCUCCGCCUCCUGAGGUGGAGAUCAGGUGCGAAGUUGCUCAAUGCGAAGGAAGAGGCGGGAACGCAAUCUGCGAUACACAGUGCAACAAUCACGCGUGUGGCUGGGACGGCGGCGACUGCUCUCUGAAUUUUGACGACCCGUGGCAGAACUGUAGCGCCGCCCUGCAGUGCUGGAGGUAUUUUAAUGAUGGAAAGUGCGACGAGCAGUGCGCCAACGCUGGCUGCCUUUAUGACGGAUUCGACUGUCAAAGACUGGAGGGCCAGUGCAAUCCCCUGUAUGAUCAGUACUGCAAAGAUCACUAUGCAGACGGCCACUGCGAUCAAGGCUGUAACAAUGCCGAAUGCGAAUGGGACGGUCUCGAUUGUGCCGAUGACAUCCCUAAGAAACUCGCCGUGGGAAGUCUUGUUCUAGUGGUGCACAUCUCACCUGAUGAGCUUCGCAACCGAUCCUCAUCGUUCCUGCGCGAGCUGAGCGGACUGCUGCACACCAACGUGGUCUUCCGACGCGACGCUAACGGAGAGUCGCUGAUAUUCCCGUACUAUGGUAAUGAGCAUGAGCUAAGCAAACACAAACGCGCCGACUGGACUGACCCCGCCCAGCUGCUGCAGCGUGCCAGGAGGAGCCUGAAAUCAUUUAUGAAGACCCGCCUGCGACGAGAACUGGAUCAAAUGGAGAUCAAAGGGUCGAUUGUCUAUUUAGAAAUUGACAACCGUCAAUGUUAUCAGCAGUCCGAUGAGUGUUUCCAGAGCGCGACAGAUGUGGCAGCGUUCCUCGGAGCGUUAGCUUCUAGUGGGAAUCUCAAUGUUCCUUACGUCAUUGAAGCCGUCACCAGUGAGGAUGAACCUCGAAACACUGGUGAGAUGUACCACAUGUUCCUCGUGCUUCUUGCCCUGGCCGUUCUGGCCCUGGUCGCCGUGGGCGUCGUGGUCUCCAGAAAGCGCAAGCGGGAACACGGGCAGCUUUGGUUUCCUGAGGGAUUUAAAGUCACCGAACCCAAAAAGAAGCGAAGGGAACCGGUUGGAGAAGAUUCUGUGGGACUCAAGCCUCUGAAGAACUCGGACAGCUCUUUGAUGGACCAACAGCUGAGUGAUUGGGCAGACGAUGACACCUCUAAGCGAUUCAAGUACGAGGAGCAGUCCAUUCUGGACAUGACGGGUCAGUUGGAUCAUCGGCAGUGGACGCAGCAGCACCUAGACGCCGCGGAUUUGCGCUUGAACUCCAUGGCUCCUACUCCUCCGCAAGGCGAGAUUGAGAACGACUGCAUGGACGUCAAUGUUCGCGGGCCUGACGGCUUUACUCCACUGAUGAUCGCGUCGUGCAGCGGCGGCGGACUCGAAAAUGGAAAUGAGGAGACGGAAGAUGAUCCGUCCGCCGAUGUCAUCACCGACUUCAUCUGUCACGGGGCCAACCUGCACAAUCAAACUGAUCGGACCGGAGAGACGGCGUUGCACCUGGCCGCACGUUACGCACGUUCUGAUGCGGCCAAACGUCUACUGGAAUCUUGCGCUGACGCUAAUGUUCAGGACAACAUGGGCCGCACGCCUCUGCACGCUGCCGUUGCGGCUGACGCCCAGGGUGUCUUCCAGAUUCUGAUAAGGAACCGAGCAACAGAUCUGGACGCCCGUAUGCAUGAUGGAACGACCCCGCUGAUUCUGGCCACCCGAUUGGCUGUUGAAGGAAUGGUGGAGGAACUCAUAAACUCACACGCUGAUCCAAACGCUGUUGAUGAUUCAGGAAAAUCAGCUCUUCAUUGGGCGGCUGCUGUUAAUAACUUGGACGCUGCUGUUGUUCUUCUGAAGAACGGAGCAAAUAAAGAUCUACAAAAUAACAAGGAAGAGACGCCCCUAUUUCUGGCAGCACGUGAGGGCAGUUACGAGACCGCCAAAGUCCUGCUUGAACACAUGGCCAAUCGUGACAUCGCGGAUCAUCUGGACCUGCUUCCAAGAGACAUCGCUCAGGAGCGCAUGCACCACGACAUCGUCCGCCUGUUAGAAGAAUACAACCUGGUCCGCAGCCCACCUCUGCCCCUGUCGCCACCCCUCUGCUCUCCCAACAACUACCUGGGCAUCAAACCCAGCCCGGGCAACAAUAACACCACGGGCAAGAAGGUGCGCAAACCCGGAGGUAAAGGUACGGGAGGCAAGGAUGGAGGAAAAGAGAUGAGAACUAAAAAGAAGAAAAACGGAGAUGGUAAAACCAGCGGGAUCAUGGAGGUGGGCGUCCUCUCGCCCGUCGAUUCGUUGGAAUCGCCACACGGUUACCUGUCGGACGUCUCUUCGCCGCCCAUGAUGACGUCACCCUUCCAACAGUCCCCGCCCAUCACGUUAAAUCAACUCCAAGGGAUGGCCGACUCUCACAUGGGCGGAGCUCGCCAGAAUAUAGGCAAGCCGUUCGACUCCGCCCCUCCUCGGUUAUCCCAUCUACCGGUGGCUAAUAAUGUGGCUCAAGCAGGGGCGUGCGAUUGGCUGCAGAGGGUGCAACAACAACAACAGCAGACGGGGUUCACGGCCCUCAUAUCCACAAUGCACCCCGGCUCCAACAUGCCUCAAGUAAUGGGUUAUCCCACAAUGCAAAGCAGCCACAUCGGCGCAGCAUCUCACAUGCUGUCCAACCACGCCCACCAGAGUCUCGCGAACAUGCAGCACCAAAACUCCACAUCUGGACACAUCCUCUCGCACCACUUCUUGGGAGACCUGAGCGGGCUGGAUCUUCAGUCCGCCCCCAUCCAGACCAUCCUACCACAGGAAACCCAACGCAUGGCUCCCAUGUCUAGCACGCAAUUUUUAACCCCACCUUCUCAACACAGUUAUUCCAACCCGAUGGACAACACCCCCAACCAUCAGCCGCAGGUCCCAGACCAUCCUUUCCUUACGCCGUCCCCGGGCUCUCCUGACCAAUGGUCUAGCUCGUCUCCACAUUCCAUGUCUGAUUGGUCAGAGGGAAUCUCGAGCCCGCCCACCAGUAUGCAGAUGAAUCAUAUCCCAGAAGCUUUUAAAUAGAUGGGACGUGGCAUCGAGAAGCUAUUUUUAAAAGGACUGAAUUGGAAACAAUUUUAUAUAAAUACUAAGGACUGUUUUUUUUAAUUUUUUGGUAUUUAUUUAUGUGCUUUUUUGGACUACAGAUGUAAAAGAUCUUUUUUAUUUAUUCUGUUUAUUUUUAUUUUCACCUUUAACUGCUUUGAAAAUAUGAUUUAUGAAUGCUGUACAAAAAUAGUUGUUAAAAACAUUCUUUGGUUGUUUUUGUAUUAUUAUUAAAGUUUCAGUAUUAAUUAGAUUUAUAUGGUCCUUUUUUACUGAACAUUUCAAGUGUAGAGAAAGUCUUAAUGUUAUGGUUUAAUGCUUGGAUGUAUUGAUACAAAUAUGCACACGCACACUUGGAUUUGCCGUCUAUGAAUGCGUUUAUGUUCAUGUAAGAUGAGUUUUGACUGGGUUAUGUUAUCAAGUAUCGUCUGUAGACACUGAACACGAGCCGUCGUAAAGGUUUGUGACAGAACUGAUUCCCAUGGUACCUCGCCUUAGGUGUUUUGGGUAACGGUUUCCUUAUGUAGCGCAGCCAUCACUGUUAUUUAUUGCCUGCUGUAGACGUGUAGUACAUGUUCUUCACUUGUAAAUGCGCGCGUGUGUGUGUGUGUGAGAGAGAGAGAGAGAAAGAGAUAAAAUAGUGCCAGAUAAAAGAGUGCUGGUGUGUGUACAAGUGUUCUCGUAUGGUGAUAUCAUCGGUGCUUAUAAGGUUUGAAUGGCUUCAGACCUGUUAUGCUGAUCAAAUGUUGUAAUGUUCCUGUUGAUAUGAAAUAUGCUUGUAUUAAAAAUGUGAUUUUGUAAAGUACCUUUUCUUGACACAAUAAAAAGCACCUUUUGGUGAUGCUACUUUGAAGA